AGAAGGGAUUUGUUCUGGUUGCUGGAUGGCGUGUGAAUAUUUGCCUCCUAUAAAUAAGUUUCUCCCUCUGUUUAUUAGGAGAACCCUGGCUCCCUCUGAUUGAGCUGCAGGUUUCUAUGGAGACAGCGUCCUGGCAACAACUCUCAGCAGCCGUUUUCUUCCCAUCUACCAGGCCUAGUGGCAGCAGGCCCCACGGAGAGGGAGAGGACCUGGCUUCCACUAGCAGCAGGAAGGGACGGAUGGACAUCCAGGCUGUCUAGCUGCGCUCUAUGAAUCUUUGCAUACAACUAUCCCAGAAGUAAAAACAUAUUAAAAAGCCGAGCAGAGACAUCCAUCAGAGAGGUUGCUAGGAUGCAAGGGAAGGAUGGGCAGCCAUGUCCUGCCCUAAUCCAACACUGGACAUACAUACACUUCCAGAACUGCAGAGAGCUGCGUGGAAUUUAAAUGCUGGUGGACAAGAUGCUGGAGACUUGGUCCCUGAAAAAGUGCUGAAUUUACGGCUUGAUCAAACAUAAAUUAUUGAAAAGAAAAUGGCACAGCGAAGCCCAAUCUUUCCGACACUUGCCCCUACUGAAAGACGGAUUCGAAAUAUACCACUACACAGCCAAGCUUUGACCGCAGUCCCAUUAGCAUCUGCAAGUCUCGUGGAUCAGCUAGAAGACAGAAUUCUAAGCCAUGAGAAAACAACUGCUGCCCUUGUGGAACACGCUUUUCGCAUUAAGGAGGACAUUGUUUCCACUUUGCAUAGAAUGCAGAACAAAGGGGGAGGAGAUCGGUUGGCUAGGCAACUCUUAGAGGAACACAUCAGAAACAUAACGGCAAUAGUGAGGCAGCUUAACCGGGACAUUGAGACGCUGCAGGAACAGAUACGUGUCAGGGAUAACCUCAGUUAUGGAACUAAUUCUACCUUAAAGAGCCUGGAAAUGCGACAGUUGUCUGGUUUGGGAGAUCUUCGGGGGAGAGUUGCAAGGUGCGAUGCUGGUUUAGCCAGAUUGUCUGCAGAGCACAAAAUUACGUAUGAAAGACUUCAAAGCCUAAGCAAAGACCAACAAGCUUCUAAAAUGAUCUUGGAAUCUAAAGUCAAAGAGGCAGAAAUACAGAUUUCUUACCUUCUGAGCAGAGUAGAGCAGUCAAUAAUGCAACAAGAAGCAAAACUGAAGAUUACCUACAAAGAGAGCAACCAACAGCUCCACCUUCUGGAUGUUAAAUUAAAAGGUGCGGUAGAGGAACUCAGCAGCCAGAUAUUGUCUGCCCGCAGCUGGUUGGAACAGGAACAUGAACGGAUUGAAAAAGAGCUUUUACAGAAAAUUGAUCAGUUUUCCUUGGCCCUUAAGGAAAAGACCGCAAUGAGUGAAAGGGCCAUAGAGAUGAGAUUCAGCCAGAUGGCAGAGAAACUUGAUAAAAUAGAAGAAAUACAAAAUAUAACCGUAGAAGAACAUGGAACAAAACAAGCUGAAGAGAAGAUAAAUAUUCGAAUCAGCAAGCUUCAGAUGGAGAUUAAUGAAGAUAUAAAAGAAAUGAAAGCUGAAGUUAAUGCUGGGUUUGCGGCUAUCUAUGAGAGCAUUGGGUCCCUACGGGAAGUUCUAGAAGCCAAAAUGAAACUUGACAGGGAUGAGCUACAGAAGCAGAUUCACCAAAUGAAACAGGAAGUUCCGACAUAGGGAGAGGCGAGACUAUGACUGAUCACAAGAUUUAUUCAGAGAGAAGAGCAUUUAUGUGUCUAAAUAGGCUGCAGCCUCAUUCCAAUCUGUAAUUAAGUGCAUACACCAAAUAACAUGCUUCUGUUCCACAGGUGUGUAUGUUUACUGUAAGCGGUAAAUGCAAGCUUUGAAUAGCUAAGUUGAUAAAUAAUUUUUAGUGAGCAAAGCCCUAGCUCACCAUUGUCUUACUUCAGUUGAUUUCAGUGGAGUUACAGCUGUUUAAAAGUGGAGUAACACAUUGGUGAAUGCGAUGCCAAAUUUGUUAAAGGCACCUCAGUGCUGCCUACACUUUUGUGGGUUCUGAAAUAUUAGCACUUGUACCCAUAGUUAAUUGCUCUGUUUAAAAGUCAAGCCUUAACAGGUCAAUAUCACUUUGCAAUUCACCAUGUUGCCAGAUCUUUCUCCCAUUGAAGUCACUGGAAAUGUUCCCAUUAACUUCACUGGGAGCAGAACUGGCUUCUAACAAACCAGUUUUUAAAAUCCAAAUACCAUCAUAAAUGACACCUUUGCUUCAUUUGUAAAAAUAUUGUGUGUGUGCAUGCAUGUGUGCGUGUGUGUUAACUAUAUAGUAUUAUAUUUUGUAGUUGUAGGCUAAGAAUAAUCCAUUUGAGCAACACAAGCAACUUAACAUGUCAUUCGAAGUCCUUAGAUAUUGUGAUCUUUCUAAUUAAUAUCUAGGUAGAGCUGAGAUGGGGGUGAAGGAUAAUGUAUACAGUAUUUUGUUGUAAGUUUUAAUAUCAGUUGUAUUCUUGUGCAUUGUUUCAUUAUGUCAGUGUAAACUUUGGGGGUUUUGCUGUCAGUGGAGAAAGUGAUUAUUCAAAUAAUUCUGGAGAAUAUGAUGUAAAAAUAAGAUGCAUUUUGAUGUAUCUUAAAAUGUUUUAUGAUCUGCUAAGCAUUUUUAUUGCUGAUGUAAGACAAUUGACUCUUCAAAUUUAAUUUAUUUAAGUAGGUUUUAAUAAUUUAGCACGGAUAAGUAGAUUUGAAUUAGUAUUGCAUUUUACAAAAUUUCCAAAGAAUAUUUUAAUCUCUUAAUGUACUUUAUAUUACACUGGUGCUUAUUUCAAUUUCCAUAAUAGAUUACACAAUGAAAAUUAGCACCAGCACUGUGUGUAGUAAUCUAGAUGGGAAAACAAAUAUUUUAUAUAUUCAUUCAGGGCCUAAUCCUGCUCCCAUUAUCGUCAAGUGGUGCAGG
Chelonoidis abingdonii (Abingdon island giant tortoise) is the source of this 2892-nucleotide messenger RNA. The record is from RefSeq and is a predicted model, not a curated record. Lineage: Eukaryota; Metazoa; Chordata; Testudines; Testudinidae.